AUGAAAGUACUGAAAUAUAUUCCUUUACUGCUUUGGUAUCUGAUUUGGGACUACCUGGAUUUGGUUCCUUUGGUACUGGGCCAUUCUGAACAAAGUCAUCCAGGAACGAAAGUAGGCAUUGCUGGAACUGGAGGAAAAGAGAGAAACCCAUUACCAAAGGUCAAUGCAACCAGGACUGGAAUCUUGGGUCAUGGAGUUGGUCUUCAAAAGGGUAGGUCCAAGGUUCCCCUUGUUCAAAGUAGAAUUUUUCUGUCUAAGAAUGAGGACAUCAAAAAACAAGCUGCCAGCAGAGCUAAUCCACAUGUCAAGACCGGAAACGCUGAAAAUAGGCAAUCUGGGGAAAAGAUUGAGACCCCAAGGCCUCCACAUGUAACCAGUAAGGCCUCUACCAAACUCAUAAAUAUCCAUGCAGAUUCUGCAGGAUUCAAACCCAAGAGGCCACCAAACCCGCUGACUGAAAAAGAGCAAAAAGACGCUUUCAAGCACCCCUUAAUUACUCCUCAUGAAUACAUGUUAUCACUGUACCGGACUCUGUCAGAUGUUGAAAGAAAAGGCAUCAAUGGAAGCUUGAAACUCGAGGCAGGAUUAGCCAAUACUAUCACUAGCUUCAUUGACAAGGGUCAAGAUGAACGGAUGGCAGCAGCAAGGCGGCAAAAGUACACUUUUGACAUCAGUGCUUUGGAAAAAGAUGGCUUAUUAGGAGCAGAACUGCGUAUUCUACGGAAAAGGCCGAUCGACGCUAAACUUAACUCAGCUGGCAAACUGUGGCAGAUUAAACUAUACAGUUGCCCAGCGAACAAAAAAUCCGCUACCCUUCUGGAUUCUCGGCCUCUCAGCAGUAUCGAUACACCGAAAUGGGAGGUCUUUGACAUAUGGAAGCUUUAUAAAAAUUUUAAAAACUCUGUUCAGUUGUGCUUUGAGCUUGAAGUUCUGGAUAAGGGGAAACCUGCAGAUUUAAGAAGUGUGGGAUUUAACAGAACAGGAAGACAGACCAAUGAGAAAGCUAUUUUUCUCGUCUUUGGUAGGACAAAGAAACGGGACUUAUUCUUCAAUGAGAUUAAAGCCAGGUCUGGCCAAGAUGACAAAACUGUCUAUGAAUAUUUAUUUAAUCAGAGGAGAAAGAGACGAGCUCCUCUGUCAACUCGGCAAGGGAAGAGGCCAAACAAGAAUUCCAAAGCAAGAUGUAGCAAGAAACCACUUCAUGUCAAUUUUAAGGAUAUGGGUUGGGAUGAUUGGAUUAUUGCACCUUUGGAGUAUGAGGCAUAUCAUUGUGAAGGGCUUUGUGAGUUCCCUCUGAGAUCUCAUUUAGAGCCUACCAACCAUGCAGUGAUCCAAACAUUAAUGAAUUCAAUGGACCCAGAGACUACGCCACCUACCUGUUGCGUUCCAACCAGACUAAGCCCAAUAAGCAUCCUUUACACAGACUCUGCCAACAAUGUGGUGUAUAAACAAUAUGAAGAUAUGGUUGUGGAGUCCUGUGGUUGUAGGUAG
Messenger RNA from Xenopus tropicalis (tropical clawed frog), 1491 nucleotides. RefSeq names its product growth differentiation factor 5 (gene gdf5). Gene Ontology annotation, molecular function: growth factor activity. Lineage: Eukaryota; Metazoa; Chordata; Amphibia; Anura; Pipidae. Gene Ontology annotation, biological process: cell surface receptor protein serine/threonine kinase signaling pathway; positive regulation of chondrocyte differentiation; animal gross anatomical part developmental process. The record is from RefSeq and is marked provisional. Gene Ontology annotation, cellular component: extracellular region; plasma membrane.